This is a messenger RNA of Perognathus longimembris pacificus (Pacific pocket mouse), 3065 nucleotides long. RefSeq names its product S-phase kinase associated protein 2 (gene Skp2). Gene Ontology annotation, biological process: SCF-dependent proteasomal ubiquitin-dependent protein catabolic process. Gene Ontology annotation, cellular component: SCF ubiquitin ligase complex. The record is from RefSeq and is a predicted model, not a curated record. Gene Ontology annotation, molecular function: protein binding. The coding region runs from base 360 to 1529 and encodes 389 amino acids. NCBI's taxonomy places the organism in Eukaryota, Metazoa, Chordata, Mammalia, Rodentia, Heteromyidae. The transcript has 10 exons.
AGCGCCGGCAGUAGGCGGCGGUCGUGCGAGUGAGCGGGCAGAAGAGAGCUGCGCGCGCGGGGAGGAUGGAACGUUACUAGAAUUCUCGGUUCAGGCUGCCGCGGCCGGGGCCGCUUGCUGGGGGCUGCCACGCGAGUUUAGCGGGAAUUGGGAAGACGGGCCGCUCUGCCACUAAUGAACGAGUUUAAAACUCUCGAACCAGAGGACGCCAUGCACCGGGAUGUGUUUUGAAAAGAAAUGGGGGUCUUGUGCCCUUCUACAGGAAGCAUCUCCAAGAGAUUCCGGAUCAGAGUAGCAAUGUUACCACCAGCUUCACGUGGGGAUGGGAUUCCAGCAAAACUUCUGAACUGCUGUCAGGCAUGGGUGUCUCCACCCUGGAAAAGGAAGAUGUGGACAGUGAGAACAUCCCCCAGGAACUACUCCCAAUCCUGGGCCGCUCCCAGAGCCCACAAAGGAAAAGGCACAGGAGCAAAGGGAAUGACAAAGACUUUGUGAUCAUGCGCCGGCCUAAACUGAAUCGAGAGACCUGUCCAGGUGUUUCCUGGGACUGCCUUCCUGAUGAGCUGCUUCUGGGGAUCUUUAACUGUUUGUGCCUCCCUGAGCUGCUGAGAGUCUCUGGGGUUUGUAAGAGAUGGUAUUGCCUCGCGUUUGAUGAGUCUCUCUGGCAGUCCUUAGACCUCACAGGUAGAAAUCUACACCCGGAUGUCACUGCUCGGUUGCUGUCUCGAGGGGUGAUUGCUUUUCGUUGUCAGCGAUCAUUUAUGGAGCAACCACUGGUUGAACAUUUCAGCUCUCUUCGUGUACAGCACAUGGAUCUGUCGAACUCAGUUAUAAAUGUGUCAGCCCUUCAUGGUAUUCUCUCUGAGUGCUUCAAGUUGCAGAAUUUAAGUCUGGAAGGCCUGCAGCUUUCGGAUCCUAUUGUCAAUCAACUUGCACAGAACUCAAACUUAGUGCGGCUCAACCUCUGUGGGUGUUGGGGAUUUUCUGAAUCUGCCCUGAAGACUUUGCUAAGCAGCUGUUCCAGACUGGAUGAGCUGAACCUCUCCUGGUGCUUUGAGUUCACUGAGAAGCAUGUGCAGGCAGCUGUGGCCCAUGUGUCCAAGACAGUUACCCAGCUGAAUCUUAGUGGCUACCGAAAGAACCUCCAGAAAUCAGAUCUUUGUACCUUAAUUAGAAGAUGCCCCAACCUUGUCCACCUAGACUUAAGUGAUAGUAUCAUGCUAAAGACUGACUGCUUUCCAGAAUUUUUCCAUCUCGGCUACCUCCAACACCUCUCUCUCAGUCGGUGCUAUGAUAUCAUACCUGAAACUCUACUUGAACUUGGAGAAAUUCCCACACUAAAAACACUACAAGUUUUUGGAAUUGUGCCAGAUGAUACCCUUCAGCUGUUACGGGAAGCCCUUCCUCACCUGCAGAUUAAUUGUGCCUAUUUCACCACCAUCGCCAGGCCAACUAUUGCCAGCCAAAAGAACCAGGAGAUAUGGGGCAUCAAGUGCAGACUGGCCCUGACAAAGCCCAAUUGUCUGUGAAGUGCUUAUUGCAGGGUAGUACCUCAUAUUCCUUUGGAAUGGGGAACAUACGCAGGAAGCCAAUUCCUGGAGCAUUCAGCUGGUUUUGUUACUGUUUUCCCUUAGCCUUCUUCCUUAAGGGUCUAAGGGAUCAUUUAAAAGGGACAACUAAAGUUUUACUUUUAAGUUUCCAUCAGUGCUAUCCCCUUAAGAGCCUAAGUUAUAGGGCUUUAGAAGUUUUAGUAGAGCAGGCCUUUGAUUUCAAAAUAACCUUUUUAAAGAGUGAAAUUUGACCUGACUUGUCAAGUACCCUUGUGGUUAAGUCUAUUUAAGAUGAAGCUUAAGAUUUUCCACCAGCUAAUAGUUUUCAGUCUUAGUAGUAACUCUUACCUAUUUUUCUGUAUUGCAUAGCAAAACAUGGCAAGGAAGAAUAAUAAGCUAUGUAUUUUAUGAACUGAAGAGAAAAAAAGAAUCAUAGGAUAGUAUUUGAGGCAAAUCUUUCCUAGGGAUUUCACUUGAAAGCCCUAGAAAGAACCCCCUGUAAUUUAAAUUUCUAAAUUAAAAACAAAUAAAUGACCAGAAGUAUAGAAUUGGCAGAGGAAUUGGAAGGCUCAAGAGGUAGUUUUUUAAGCCAGGUCAUCUGGUAUUAUCUCUUUGUGUUUAUGGUGCUAUGUUUCUUGAAUUUCAGUUAGAUAAGAAAAGAUUGUGGUUUUCUAAUUUUAUUAUCAAAUUAUUUUAACAUGGGUUAAUUCUUAAGAUGACUUGCUUUAUUUUAGAAAGGUGAUAUUAUUCUAAUCAGUAUCUAGUCUUCAAGUUGGACAGAAGAUCUGAAUUGAUAUUGUCUGCUACUUUUAAUGCUGAAGUUGUUUUUGUAUUAUUCUAGAAGCAAGUAUUUUAAAUUUGUUUUUUAAUGGUCUUUCACGAUAAUUGUUUGAAACUACUCAUCAGGUUACUGGACCUAAAAUUUCUAAGAACUUCUUGUUCUUUACAUCAGGAAUGCAGUAGAGGCGGGUACAUAUUAUGCCCAGUUUCUGAGCAUUCAGCACUAUCUGCACCCAUGUAAGAUUUUUAAGACUCAGGUGUUGAACCAUUUGGUAGCAUGUUUUGUUUUGAAACCUGGUCCACAGUAGCAAAAAGAUCAAAUUAUGCUUCCUGAAAAGCAUUAUAAAACUAGUUGUAAGCCAUGGAUUUCACAUGUUCUAAUGCUGAAACACAUUUCUAUUAACUUCUUUUGAAUCCAUUUUUAUGCUUCAAACAAUAGUAUGAAGUGCCCUUAUCUGCUCAGAUUAGUUUAAAAGUUUUACACAGUAAAUGAUUAUGCAUCUAUUAGUAAUUAAAAAGUGCUAAAUACUUGAAAUUAUUGUUUACAGAUUAGUGACAAGUCCAGGUGAACUCCUAAUUUGCAGGUGUCCUGGAAUACACACAGUACCUGUACUUCUAAACUCAAGUCCAGUCAUAAGCUAUUUGCAAACACAUCGGAGUAAUCUGUAUUUUUGUAUGGUUAUUUCUACUUUUAUAGAUGUUUUAAUAAAAUAAAACACAUUUUUAUAAAAAUAA